GCUGACGUACCGCGCGGCGGCCAUUGUAACCGCCUCUCUGCCGUAAAGCGUGGCGGCCACGCCCGCGCUGCCGUAAAGCGCGGCGACCAUUUUAAACGGCGCGCUGUCGUAAAGCGCCGCCGCAAAGCGCGCGGCAAGAUGGCGGCGGUGACGGUGCUGCCGCCGGAGCCGGGACCCGUGAGCACCGGGACCACCAUCAUGGCCGUUGAGUUCGACGGCGGCGUCGUCAUCGGGGCCGAUUCGCGCACGACCACGGGGACGUACGUGGCCAAUCGCGUGACGGACAAACUGACGCCCGUGCAUGACCGGAUCUUCUGCUGCCGCUCGGGCUCCGCGGCCGACACGCAGGCCGUGGCCGACGCCGUGGCCUACCAGCUGGCCUUCCACAGCGUGGAGCUGCAGGAGCCGCCCCGUGUCCGCACGGCCGCGCGCCUGUUCCAGCAGACCUGCUACCGCUACCGCGACGAGCUCAGCGCCGGCGUCAUCGUGGCCGGAUGGGACCCACGGCGCGGGGGGCAGGUGUACGCCGUGCCCAUGGGGGGGCCGCUGCUGCGCGUCCCCUGCGCCGUGGGGGGCUCGGGCAGCUCCUACCUGUACGGGUUCCUGGACGCGGCCGCGACGCCCGGGAUGAGCCGCGAGCAGAGCCGGGAGCUGGUCACCCGCGCUCUGGCGCUGGCCAUGGCGCGCGACGGCUCCAGCGGGGGGGUGAUCCGCUUGGCCACCAUCACCCCGCAGGGCGUGGACAGGACGGUGCUGGCGGGGCCGCAGCUGCCCUGGGGGGACGGGGGUCCCGCCGUGUGACCCCCGGAACACGCCGCACCCCCACACCGGGGGCAAUAAACGGCUCUGCGCGCUCUCUG
Messenger RNA from Columba livia (rock pigeon), 860 nucleotides. RefSeq names its product proteasome 20S subunit beta 6 (gene PSMB6). Bases 139 to 801 code for a protein of 220 amino acids. Gene Ontology annotation, cellular component: proteasome core complex. NCBI's taxonomy places the organism in Eukaryota, Metazoa, Chordata, Aves, Columbiformes, Columbidae. Gene Ontology annotation, molecular function: threonine-type endopeptidase activity. The record is from RefSeq and is a predicted model, not a curated record. The transcript is spliced from 6 exons.